Messenger RNA from Thlaspi arvense, 978 nucleotides. The record is from the annotation of a GenBank genome assembly. NCBI's taxonomy places the organism in Eukaryota, Viridiplantae, Streptophyta, Magnoliopsida, Brassicales, Brassicaceae.
AUGGAGGAAGUUGAAGCUGCUAGCAAAUUAGCUAUAGAAAGCUGUCAUGGAGUUUUAAAUCUCUUGUCACAACAAACCAGUGACUCCAAAUCUCUCAUGCUCAAAGAAACAGGAGAAGCAGUUUGCAAGUUCAAGAGAGUAGCCUCUCUUCUAACCAGAGGGUCAUCAGGUCAUGGAAAGUUUAGAAGAAGCAACAACAAGUUUAGGUCAUCUUUUCCUCAACAUAUCUUCUUGGAGAGUCCUAUUUGCUGUAGUGACUACACUCAAGUUCUUGCGCCAGAGCCUCUUCGGAUGGUUCCAGCUUCAGCUGCUUAUGACGAGCUUGACCCAACAAAACACCAAUUGGGUCAUCCUUCAUCGAUGCUGAGUCACAAAAUGUGUGCUGAGAAGUCGUUCCUGGAGUUAAAGCCACCGCCUUUUCGAGCUCCUUAUCAGUUAAUCCACAACCACCAGCAGAUAGCUUACUCUAGGAGCAAUAGCGGUGUAAACCUCAAGUUCGACGGAUCUGGUAGCAGUUGCUAUACACCGAGUGUCUCGAACGGGUCGAGAUCGUUUGUGUCAUCUCUUAGUAUGGAUGCGGACUACGACAGGAACUCGUUCCAUUUAACCGGACUGUCCCGUGGGCCUGACCAGAUAUCCAGGAAGAUGUGCUCUGGUAGUUUGAAAUGCGGAAGUCGAAGCAAAUGUCAUUGUUCCAAGAAAAGGAAACUUAGGGUGAAACGAUCAAUCAAGGUGCCUGCAAUUAGUAACAAGAUUGCGGAUAUUCCUCCAGACGAGUAUUCAUGGAGGAAAUACGGACAGAAACCGAUAAAGGGCUCACCACAUCCACGGGGAUACUACAAAUGCAGCAGUGUGAGAGGUUGUCCAGCAAGGAAGCAUGUGGAGCGAUGUAUCGAUGAGACUUCCAUGUUAAUUGUGACUUACGAAGGCGAACAUAACCAUUCAAGAAUACUGUCUUCACAAUCUGCUCACACCUGA